Messenger RNA from Falco peregrinus (peregrine falcon), 2712 nucleotides. It is a transcript of the gene F2RL2, whose product is annotated as coagulation factor II thrombin receptor like 2. Gene Ontology annotation, molecular function: thrombin-activated receptor activity. Gene Ontology annotation, biological process: positive regulation of Rho protein signal transduction; blood coagulation; thrombin-activated receptor signaling pathway. Gene Ontology annotation, cellular component: membrane. The transcript is spliced from 2 exons. Lineage: Eukaryota; Metazoa; Chordata; Aves; Falconiformes; Falconidae. The record is from RefSeq and is a predicted model, not a curated record. The coding region runs from base 106 to 1389 and encodes 427 amino acids.
UGUGUUGGGCAGAGGCUGAAACUGAGUCAUGUGUGCAUAUUUGGAUUUGUCACACCCUCUUGCUGUAGUAGACAAAGAACAAACUAGUUCCUUGCCAUAAACCUCAUGCUUACAGGAUGCUUCUGGAGGACAGAUCAAUCAUUCUUUAGUCCCUUUACCGCGGGGAAGAAACAUCCCCACAAAAUGCCUCAAGAUGAACUAGAGCAGCAUCGUUGUUUGGCUAGCUGGAUUUCACGUACUACAAUGAAGAUACUGGUUUUCACUGGACUGCUCUCUCUCACCUCCAAUCUUUUCACAACAGCUUCAGAAUUUUCACUGAAUAGCUCUGCAAUUAAAACAGUGUCUCUUAUCAAGACUUUCCGUGGAAUUUCAGCAAGAGACUAUGACUACAUCCCACCUUAUGCUAUGGAAGGGGAGACAACAACCAUUCAUAUCAGAGAACACAAGUGCUCUUCAAAAAAGUCAAAUGACUCCACUUUAACAGAAGUAAACAAUACUACACUGGAGUACCUGACCAGUUCUCUGAGCACGAAGCUAAUACCCACCGUCUACCUCAGUGCUGUUUUAUUGGGUGUGCCUUCCAAUGCCAUCAUUUUGUGGAUGCUGCUCUUCAGGAUCCGGUCUGUGUGCACUGCCAUCCUCUACGCAAACCUGGCAGUUUCUGAUCUACUUUUCUGCAUUGUGCUGCCCUUCAAAAUAGCGUACCACAUCAAUGGGAACAACUGGAUUUUUGGGGAAAUGAUGUGUCGAACUACCACUGCGGUGUUUUAUGGCAACAUGUACUGCUCCAUUCUGCUGCUUACGUGCAUCAGUGUCAGCCGCUACGUGGCCAUCGUUCACCCCUUCACCUACAAGAGCCUGCCAAAACGUGCCUAUGCCAUCACUGUCUGCGCUACCGUGUGGGCCAUAGUCUUCUUGUACAUGCUCCCACUCUGCAUAAUGCAACAAAGCUAUUAUGUGAAACAGCUGGACAUUUAUACCUGCCAUGAUGUGCACAACACCUGUGAAACUGUAUCUUCCUUCCAGUUCUACUACUAUGUUUCUUUAGUUAUCUUUGGGUUUUUAAUACCUCUUGCAACCAUUGUUUUCUGCUAUGUCUCAAUUAUACAGACACUCAAGACUAAUGAAUGGUUCUGGUAUGUUAAAGUCAGCCUAUUGAUCCUUACCAUCUUUGCUAUUUGCUUUGUGCCAAGCAAUAUUAUCCUUAUUAUCCACCACAUCAACUAUUACUACUACAAUAGAGAUGAGUUGUACUCUUUUUAUCUAAUUGCUUUAUGCCUUAGCAGCUUAAACAGUUGUUUUGACCCUUUCCUUUAUUUUCUGAUGUCAAAAAUUAGAAGUCAAUCCAAUAUUUAUCUAACAAUGGUUAAAAUAUCCAGGGAAAAAUGAAUUUAGUUCUAUAUUUAUAUUAUUGGAAUUAUGAUUUUGUGUAGUAUUAACCCAGGUAGCAACAAAUCUCAGGUGCAACAAUUUAACUUAAAAAUUUAAAGUGUUAACAACCACAUUCUCCGUAAAAUUUAUUUCCUUCCACACACCACAAAAGGAAUAUCUUCAGAAAUACACUUAUCCAGGCCUAUAAUUUUAUCACAUGUAUUACAACAUCUGGUGUACCUAGAUUCAGGGAAGUGGCUCUGAACUUUCAUUUCCUUCUGAGAUUACAACUUUCACGGCCACAGAGAAGAAACCAGAAUAUCAGUCAUCACAGCCCCUGAACACCAGAAUGGGAAUCAAUAUCUGAACAGUACUCUUCGGCCUGUUCAUGAUUUCUAAAUACUUCAAGUUAGCUCUCAGCCUACAAUCACUGCUGGAACAGUGAUGUGAAAACAAGUUUUUGGCCCAGUGGAAAUGGGAACAAGUAAAAGCAUUUUCUAAGUGUCCAGGAGUCAUUAAGCUUUGCAGAAGCUCCCUGUCACACAGCCAAGAGCAAAUACUGCGCUGCAUGUUGAAAACUAGAGAGCCAGAGUCCCCACAGGUUCAAGGAGCUGUAAAUCUAUAGCUGCAGACACAGAGCCCGACGCUUCCAAGGCAGCAUCUCCUACGAGGCUGCUUAACCAGCUUUGCACUGAAGACUUGUUCUUCCACUUCCUCAGUGCCUGCACUCCUCUAGCCCAUGAGGACUGCUGGGAGCUAACCCUUAUCAGUGUGAAUCCAGGCAUGUAUUAUUCCCGCUUGGUAAGCAAAACAGGGAAGACACUUUGUAGAAUUCUCUAUUUCCACAUCCUCACAGGAAAUGCCUACAGUGUUACAAAUACUGGAGCUAGUUAUGAUUGAUUGUCCGCAUUAAAAAAGCAAAGUGUCAGCUUCUACAUUUACAGAAACUCAGUAGCUACAUACAUACUGAGUAUAAGUCCAACAAAACGAGCUCAGUAGUUGGUAUUUGUAUUUGUAACUACAGCAUGUAAGACAGUGAUGAGAGAAAGUGUUUUACAUCAGUUUGAUAAUAGUACUGUAAAAAACUUUAAAUUAAAUCAUUUGCACUGGAAAAAGUCUUCAAGGAAUUUGCAGCCUGGCAAGACUCCUCUUCAAUUUCUUCUAGUUCCUAGUUCAAAUUAGUUUUAAUCAUGCCAUUCCCUCAACAUGCACAAGAACAGACUUUAAAGAUCACCUUAAAAUAAUCCAGAUGUCAUGCAACUGUUGUAAAUAUAAAAACCAUGAACCUAACUCUAAAACCUGUGUGCCUAUCACUCAAAAAAUAAAAUAACAUAGGAACCA